CCCACGCACAAAAUCUGCACUCUCUCUAAACAGACACAUCAAUGGAAGGACUGGUGAAGGGUUUGAUUAACAUAGCAUUGGGCAACGACGAAGGGGACGGAGGCGAUCGCCGCAGUUCCGACGAUCGCGACGACGAACGAUCCAGAUCCACUUGAGCGCAGGUGGUGUCAGGGGAGCAGGAUGAAGACGAGAUCAACGGCGAUCGCAGACAUGGUUAUCGAAGAGAGGGUGAUUCUGGCCAGCACCGUGAAAGAUAUGAAGACAGCAGGCAGAAGAAUAAUGUCAACCCUCAUGAAGGAUAUGAAGAGAGAGUGCAGAAUUGUUAUGGUCAAAUCCAUAUGAAUGAAAAGGUUGACCAGGCAAAUGGUGAGGGCUGGGAAAAUGUUCACAAGAAGACUUCAAAGAGACAACAAAAGGUACAUAUGGAUCACUGGGACAAUUACAAGAAACCUGCUAGUGAGCAAGACUACUCCAAUGAGGUUGAGUAUGGUGCUGACCUGGAUCCCUUGGGAGAAGAGCUUGCCAACCUAUCAAAAGCUUGUAACAAACUCUGGGAACUCGAUGUAAAUCGUUUGGUUCCAGGAAAGGAUUACCAGAUUGAUGUUGGCGAAGGAAAGAAGGUGCACCAAAGGGAGGAUAUGGCAGAUGGAAGCUUGUUUUCCUGGCUUAGUGAAGAUGCUCUGCAGAAGCCUACUUUUUCUUGAUUUUGUUCUCUUUUAGAUAACUACAAUCCGCACGAGGGAUAUAAAGAAGUUGUAACAGCUCAAGAACAGCAAGAGCAGUUGGCAUUUGUCGAAGAGAUCAGUAGAACUGCCCCUAUAAAAUAUUUACACAAGUAUCUGUCUGCAAAAGGUGUGGUUUCUGAAAGUUUUCAGGAGUUCAAGAGAAGGUUGACGAGCCUCUGGUUUGACCUUUAUGGCCGAGGUGGUACAUCUGGCUCUUCUUCCGCUUUCGAACAUGUUUUUGUUGGAGAAAUUAAGGAGCGUGGAGGGGGAGAAGUUUCUGGUUUCCAUAAUUGGCUUCAGUUUUAUCUGGAAGAAGCAAAGGGCAAUGUAGAUUAUCAAGGAUACAUUUUUCCUCGAAGACGAGGACAAAUUCCCGACUCGGAGACUCAGCUCUUGACAGUUCAGUUCGAAUGGAACGGCGUACUGAAAUCGGUGUCGAGCACUUUGGUGGGAGUGAGCCCAGAGUUUGAACUCGCGCUCUAUACUCUGUGUUUCUUUGUGGGAGGGGAAGACAACCACGUUGAGAUCGGUCCGUACUUAACAUCAAGUGCUAUCGCAUGGGAGACAAAAUUGGGUCUGCUUUCCCAAUGGCAGAGUGAUGAAAAGUGAGGUAAACAAAAAGACAUUCUUUCAGUGUGUAAACAUAGUGUGAAUGUUUUUUUUAUAUGAAAAAAACAUAGUGUGAAUGAAAAACACGACACAUUAUUUUAGGGUGGAAUCCUUCCAGUUUCAGACAUGUAAUUCAAGAUUGUUUUUUUUUAACUUCUUUUUUCUCCUUGUACCCCACCUUUUGUACCCCAUUUUGUACACUGCAGGUUUGCACCAACAUUUUGUAUUGGUGUAAAACUAAUUUUUGUUAACGCACCAACACUUUGUGUCCGUGUAAGUUUUUGUUAACGCACCAACAUUUGUGUCAGUGUAAACCAUCAAAAUGUUUGUGUAUAACUGCGGUGUACACAUGGGGUAUAGUUUUUGGUGUAAAUGUAGCAUGGUCCAUACAU
Messenger RNA from Cuscuta campestris, 1726 nucleotides. Lineage: Eukaryota; Viridiplantae; Streptophyta; Magnoliopsida; Solanales; Convolvulaceae. The record is from the annotation of a GenBank genome assembly.